Molecule: messenger RNA, 4701 nt
Organism: Colossoma macropomum (tambaqui)
Lineage: Eukaryota; Metazoa; Chordata; Actinopteri; Characiformes; Serrasalmidae
Gene: ptprk
Product: protein tyrosine phosphatase receptor type K
Exons: 34
Coding region: 221-4660 (1479 amino acids)
Biological process (GO): protein dephosphorylation
Cellular component (GO): membrane
Molecular function (GO): protein binding; protein tyrosine phosphatase activity
Source: RefSeq, a predicted model, not a curated record
CAAAGUAGUGCCAGAGUUGCGCGAGAGAGGUGCGCGCACACACACAAACACACACAUUCUCUCACACUCACACGCGGAAAGCGAGGAGAGCGCGAGAGACGAAGACGGAUAAGAAUGGGGCGCGAGGCACUGCCGGAAUAACCAACAACUACAGACAGACAGACGGACGGACGGACAGACAGAAACGGAGCUGAAACUCUUUUUCGGAGAACUCGGAGCCAUGCACGCGCUCCGCUGGGGUUUGGUGCUCGUGCUUGUGCGAGUCGCCGGAGGCCAGAACACAGCAGUUCAAAUGGGACACGCUGAGAAAGGCGGUUGCUCGUUUGAUGACGGUCCAGCUCAGUGUGAUUACCAGCAGGACCCGUAUGAUGACUUUGACUGGACUCACGUCAGCGCUCAGGAAGUGCCGUACCUGUCCUCAGAGCUACCUCAAGGUUCCUACAUGAUGGUGGACUCGUCUCAGCACGACCCUGGAGAGAAAGCUCGUCUGAUGCUGCCGGUGAUGAAGGAGAACGACACUCACUGUAUCGACUUUAACUACCUGCUGUUCAGCCCCGACGGCUCCAGCCCCGGAGCGCUCAACGUCCUGGUGAAGGUCAACAAAGGCCCGCUGGCCAACCCCAUCUGGAACAUCACCACGCACACCGGAAAGGACUGGAAGAAGGCCGAGCUGGCCGUCAGCACCUUCUGGCCCAACGAGUACCAGGUGAUAUUCGAGGCGGAGGUCUCGAGUGGACGGAGGGGUUUUAUAGCGAUAGAUGAUGUUCAGGUGCUGAGUUAUCCCUGCGAUAAAUCUCCUCAUUUCCUGCGUUUGGGGGACGUGGAGGUCAACGCAGGUCAGAACGCCACCUUCCAGUGCAUCGCCACCGUCCGGGACGCCGUCAACAACAAGCUCUGGCUACAGAAGCGUAACGGUGAGGACAUCCCUGUGGCCGAGAAGAAGAACAUCAACCACAGGAAGUUCGCCGCUUCGUUCCGCCUCAAAGAAGUGACCAAUCAGGAUCAGGAUCUGUACCGAUGCGUCACCCAAUCAGAGAGGGGCUCCGGGGUGUCCAACUUCGCCGCACUCAUCGUCAGAGAACCCCCGAGGCCUAUCGCUCCACCUCAGCUGCUGGGCGUGGGGCCGACGUAUCUUCUCAUCCAGCUCAAUGCCAACUCUAUCUUCGGCGAUGGCCCCAUCAUCCUGAAGGAGGUGGAGUACCGCAUGACCUCCGGAACAUGGACUGAGAUCCACGCCGUCAACUCGCCAAACUACAAGCUUUGGCACCUGGACCCAGAUACUGAGUAUGAGAUCCGGGUGCUGUUGACCCGGCCGGGCGAGGGGGGCACUGGGCAACCUGGACCAGCUCUUAUUACACGGACGAAAUGCGCAGAGCCGAUGCGGACCCCGAAGACCCUGAAGAUCGCUGAGACUCAGGCCCGGUUUAUCGCGGUGGACUGGGAGUCCUUGGGCUACAACAUCACUCGCUGCCACACCUUCAACGUCACCAUCUGCUACCACUACCUGACCAGCAGGAACCUGACCAAGAGCGACUGUCUGGACAUGGACCCCAAAGCUCCCAGACAUGUGGUGGACAACCUGCCCCCGAACACCAACAUCAGCCUCAAAAUGAUCCUCACCAACCCAGAGGGGCGCAAAGAGAGCGAAGAAACAAUCAUACAGACUGAAGAGGAUGUUCCUGGCCCCGUUCCCAGUGCCUCUCUGAAAGCGACUCCGUUUGAGGAUCGAAUCUUUCUGCACUGGAAAGAGCCUCUGGAGCCCAACGGGAUCAUUACACAGUAUGAGAUCAGCUACAGCAGCGUGCGUUCGUUUGACCCCUCCGUGCCGUUAUUGCGCCCCCCGGUGAUGGUUUCAUUACCCUGGAACUCGUCCCAUCACGUCUUCUCUCAGCUCCACCCAGGAACCACCUACCAGUUCCUGAUCAGAGCCAGAACCAGCAAAGGCUUCGGACCCCCGACCACCAUCAACAUCACCACUAAUAUAUCAGCUCCCACCCUGGAGGAGUACGACGGCUCUGAGGCCUUCCUGAACGAAACGGCCACCACCAUCACCGUCCUGCUCAAACCCGCACAGGCCAAAGGAGCGCCCAUCAGCGCGUAUCAGAUUGUGGUGGAGGAGCUGAACCCCCACCGGACUCGGCGCGAGGCGGGCAGCAUGGACUGUUAUCAGGUUCCAGUGUCCUACCAGACCGCCGCCAGCGGGGGGUCACCAUACUACUUCGCAGCAGAACUUCCACCCGGGAAUCUUCCAGAACCUUCUCCAUUUACAGUGGGAGAUAACAAAACCUACCACGGCUACUGGAACGCCCCGCUGGCCCCCAGGAAGAACUACAACAUCUACUUUCAGGCCGUCAGCAGCGUGGAGAAGGAAACCAAAACGCAGUGUCUGAGAUUGGCAACUAAAGGAGCCACAGAGGAGCCAGAAGUGAUUCCAGACCCGGCGAAGCAGACUGACCGUGUGGUGAAAAUCGCCGGAAUCAGCGCCGGAGUGCUGGUGUUUAUUCUGCUGCUGCUGGUGGCCAUUCUGCUGGUCAAGAAAAGGAAACUGGCAAAGAAACGCAAGGACGCCAUUGGAAACACCAGGCAGGAGAUGACCCACAUGGUGAACGCGAUGGACCGCAGCUACGCGGAGCAGAGCACUCUACACGCCGAGGAUCCGAUGUCCGUCACCUUCAUGGACUCGCACAGCUUCAACAACCGCUUGCCCAACGAUCCGCUCGUGCCCACGGCGGUGCUAGUGCCCAUCACCGAUGAGAACCACGCGGCGGCGGCGGAGAACAGCCGCCUGCUGGACGUCCCACGGUAUCACUGCGAGGGGACGGAGUCUCCGUACCAGACGGGUCAGCUUCACCCGGCUAUCAGAGUGGCUGAUCUGCUCCAACACAUCAACCUGAUGAAGACGUCCGACAGCUACGGGUUUAAGGAGGAGUACGAGAGCUUCUUUGAGGGCCAGUCGGCUUCCUGGGACGUAGCGAAGAAAGAGCAGAACCGCACCAAGAACCGUUACGGAAACAUCAUUGCAUACGAUCAUUCUAGAGUGAUCCUGCAGCCAAUGGAGGACGACCCGUCAUCCGACUACAUUAAUGCCAACUACAUAGACGUAAGUGGCGAUGCCUCCCCCCCCUCCAUUGGCGAAGGUGUCAGAAACAGCUCUCCCUCGCUCAUUUGGCUGUACAGGGAUGGUUACCAGCGGCCGAGCCACUACAUCGCAACACAAGGUCCAGUUCACGAGACGGUUUACGACUUCUGGAGGAUGAUCUGGCAGGAGCAGUCGGCCUGUAUCGUCAUGGUAACCAACCUGGUGGAGGUGGGACGGGUGAAGUGUUAUAAGUACUGGCCGGAUGAUGCGGAGGUGUAUGGAGACUUUAAGGUGACGCUUGUGGAGGUGGAGCCUCUGGCGGAGUACGUGGUGCGCACCUUCACUCUGGAGCGGAGGGGUUUUAACGAGCUGAGGGAGGUGAAGCAGUUCCAUUUCACCGGCUGGCCUGAUCACGGAGUGCCGUAUCAUGCCACGGGACUACUUUCCUUCAUCCGCCGCGUCAAAAUGUCCAACCCGCCCAGCGCAGGGCCGAUAGUGGUGCACUGCAGUGCUGGAGCGGGCAGGACGGGCUGUUACAUCGUGAUUGACAUCAUGCUGGACAUGGCAGAGAGGGAGGGAGUGGUGGACAUCUAUAACUGCGUUAAAGCCCUGCGCUCCAGACGCAUCAACAUGGUCCAGACUGAGGAGCAGUACAUAUUCAUCCAUGACGCCAUUCUGGAGGCGUGUCUGUGCGGAGAUACAGCCAUUCCAGCGUGCGAGUUCAAAGCUGCGUAUUACGACAUGAUCCGCAUCGACUCUCAGAGCAACUCCUCACACCUCAAAGAUGAGUUCCAGACGUUGAACUCAGUGACCCCUCAGCCCCAGCCGGAGGACUGCAGUAUAGCCCUGCUGCCCCGAAACCACGACAAGAACCGCUUUAUGGACAACCUGCCCCCGGACCGCUGCCUGCCCUUCCUCAUCACCAUUGACGGGGAGAGCAGCAACUACAUCAAUGCUGCACUCAUGGAUAGCUACAGGCAGCCUGCGGCAUUCAUCGUGACACAGCACCCCCUGCCCAACACGGUGAAGGACUUCUGGAGGCUGGUGUACGAUUACGGCUGCACCUCCAUCGUCAUGCUCAACGAAAUAGACCUGGCUCAGGGCUGUCCUCAGUACUGGCCGGAGGAGGGCAUGCUGAGGUACGGGCCGGUCCAGGUGGAGCGCGUGUCUUGCUCUAUGGACUGUGAUGUCAUCAGCCGCCUAUUCAGAAUAUGCAACCUGACCAGACCUCAGGAGGGAUACCUGAUGGUGCGCCAGUUCCAGUACCUGGGGUGGGCAGGGCACAGAGAAGUCCCCGCCUCCAAGCGGUCAUUCCUGAAGCUGAUCCUGCAAGUGGACAAAUGGCAGGAGGAGUGUGAGGAGGGGGAGGGGCGUACGAUCGUACACUGCCUGAACGGAGGAGGCCGCAGUGGGAUGUUUUCAGCCAUCAGUAUCGUCUGUGAAAUGAUUAAGAGGCAGAACGUGGUGGACGUGUUUCAUGCAGUGAAAAGCCUGAGGAACAGCAAACCCAACAUGGUGGACAGUCCGGAGCAGUACCGGUUCUGCUACGACCUGGCGCUGGAGUACAUAGAGACCUCGUAAUGGAGAAGUGAGGAAGGCGUUUCUUCGUUUUCUCGCUUUUC